GCACGUCAAAAUGCAAGUAGAUAAAUAGGAACCGCUACAGCGGGAAGGUAAACGGCGUUUCCAUGUGCUGCUCUGGUUUGCCAGAAGCGGCUUUGUCAUGCUGGCCACAUGACCUGGAAGCUAUACGCUGGCUCCGUCGGCCAAUAAUGCGAGAUGAGCGUGCAACCCCAGAGUCGGUCACGACUGGACCUAAUGGUCAGGGGUCCCUUUACCUUUUUUAUGCAUUCACCUUAAUUACACUGCUAUUUUAUACACACACCAGAGCCUCCCACUCUGAAUCUCCCAGUCAGAAUCAUCACUGAAUCAGGGGGGUCAUUAUUUCAUUGUGUUUUUUCAUGUUAUUGUUAUUUUAUGUUUUUAUACUCUAAAGCAUCCUGUGAUCUUAGGAUGAAGGGCAGUAAAAUGAAUGAAUGAAUGAAUGGGGCUUACACAUUUCUAGCUUCAGUCUAUCCAGGUCUUGGUUAGUGGGGAAGAAAAGGGCCACCUGCCUCAAGCAGGACUUUGCUGGACCCUGUGCUCUUCUUUGCAGCCUGCAGGCAGCCUGCCCAGAGGCUUGGCAGCACAAUAUUAAGAGCUGUGCUCAGUCUGCCUUAAAUGAAAGAGAAAAGUCAAGAUCCAUGGCAAGUAGGAACUAUGUCAAAUGGUUCCCUGUAUCUGCCAUUGAGGUUUUGCUACUCCUUUUGCUGGCACAUUACACUUUCAGAUUUAUUUGUAGUUCAUUCACUCUGAAAAGUCUAUGAUCCUUUGAUCUUUGCAACUGUUGAGUAUGUUAAAUCUGAAUUUUCUUUUUGGUCUUUUUACCACAUGAAAAAGGAUUUUCUGCCUUCAUUAUACAUACAUGAGCUUAGCUCAGGGGACCCAAUUUCCUCUUUGUUUUCUCAAUAACAGGUAAUCUAAAAUUAGAUCAACUGGGAUCACAUCAAAAGAGGGAUGACUGUUGAAAGAAAAUGUAAUUCUGUCACCAAUUCCAAAUUAAAAUUGUGUGUGUGUGUUUUCAUUACAGAAAAAAAGAACAAUUAAUAAGGGACAGCCACUUAUCCAGACUAAUUUAACAAUGAUUAAUCUGAACAUCACCACUCACAAACUGAUUAUGGAACUGGAAGCCCACAGUUCAAGAUGGCAUCCAAAAUGAUGCCCUGAACUUAUGCUUCCAUUGCCAUAUAACGGUAGGAGCUUGAGAGAAACAGUAAAUGGCUGAACUGAGAUACAGUACCUACAAAAUCAUCAGAAUACGUAUACACUUAUACCAAAGCAUAGCACAAUAUAAAUUACAUAAUCUAUGCUGCAACCUUUAUAGUCUUGUCCAAACAUAUAAUGCUUUUAAAUUAUAUUGUUCUGUAAAAUACUUCAUAGACUCACUUGGCAUUCCAAAAAACAUAGAACACUAAACAAAACAUCACAGCUAGAAGCCUAGAGCAGACAAUAUUUUUAAUGUUUUAUAAUUAUGGGUGUCACUGUAGCCUGCAGUUUGAGCCCCUCCCAAAAAGUUUCCAAGUUUUAUUUAGUUUUAAAAAUUAAAAUGUAUUUUUUUAAAAAGCUAAUUGCUCCUAUAGGUCCCUGAUACAAUGCUGUGAUGCCGAAAUAUUUUUCUGUGAUCCUCUAAGACCCCACAUUUAUCCUUAAAAAGAAAGAAAGAAAGGCCAUGCUCACUGUUGCACUUCAACAAGCAGCCCUUGGAGGGUUGACCAUGGGUAGAUGAGACCCCCCAGACCCCCAAAAAAGAAAGGGGGAAAAGAAGACCACAUAAACUACUGACUGGUCAUCUUGAUGUCGAUACCAGGAAAGGUCCUCAAACAGAUAAUUAAACAGUUGGUCUGUGAACACUUAGAAAAGGAUGCUGAUUACUAAGACCCAGCAUAGAUAGAUAGAUACAUAGAUAUGUAUGUACAGUGGAACCUCGGUUUAUGAACACCUCGGUUUAUGAAUUUUCAGUUUAUGAACGCCGCGGACCCAUCUGGAACAGAUUAAUUCAUUUUCCAUUACUUUCAAUGGGAAAGUUCGCUUCAGUUUAUGAACGCUUCAGUUUAUGAACAGACUUCCGGACUCAAUUACACCCAUGCUUCAGUUUAUGAACAUUUCAGUUUAAGUACUCCGCGGAACCGUCUGGAACGGAUUAAUCCACUUUCCAUUACUUUCAAUGGGAAAGUUUGCUUCGGUUUAUGAACGCUUCAGUUUAAGUACUCCGUGGACUGUCUGGAACGGAUUAAUCCACUUUCCAUUACUUUCAAUGGGAAAGUUCGCUUCAGUUUAUGACACCAAACUGGGAGGGGUAGCUGAUGCCGCAGGAGAGAGACUUGGGAUUCAAGAUGACCUUAAUAGAUUGGAGAACAGGAUCCAGUAGGGCCAAAUGUCAGGUUCUACACUUAGGCAGGAAGAACCAGCUGCACAAAUAUAAUAUGGGAGACACCUGGCUUGCCAGUAGUCCAUGUGAAAUGGAUCUAGGGAUAUUAAUAGACCACAAGCUGAACAUGAGUCCACAGUGUGAUGUAGCAGCAAAUCUUUUUUAUUUUAAAAAUGCUAUUCUAGGCUGCAUCAACAAAAAUAUAUUGUUCAGGUCAAGGGAAAUAAUAGUAGUACUCUAUUCUGCCUUGGUGAGACCACACAUGGAGUCUUGUGGCACCACAGUUUAAGAAGGAUGUUGAUUGUAGCUCUCUGUCAAAAUAAACUUCACCCUUAAAUGCUGGUGCAUUUUGUUGCUCUCUCCCAACUUGUUGAGACAAGAUAUCCGCUAUUUUCUCUCUCACAUCUCCGCUCAUCCUGUAAAUAGUUCCUGCAUGAAUAAAGCCUUUGAACCCCAAAGACUCCAGAAAUUGUAAGUGAUUAUUCUAAUCUAAUUCACCCAAACUGCAAGAGCUGCUAGCACAUACACACCAUACAAUUUAUGCACAUGUCUGCACCUUCAAGAAUCCUGGCAACCCAUCACUCUGUCCACUACACCAUGCUGCCUCUUCAUAGUUUUCUUCAUCUCCUCCUGACAAUUUUCACAGCACUAGCUUUCUUGCAGGUCAAAGUACUUGAUAAGCAUCCUUAAGUAAACCUUGAAGUGAUUAUUUCAGGCAUAAUCCAUCCAAACCUACCCCCUCCUCUGUGCCAGUGAUAAAGCAAGUUAACUGGAAUUUGUAACCCUAUAAAUAAUAGAGAAAACACGCCCACAAUGUAUUUCAAGAAUGCUUUUUCGAGUUGAGGGUUGUAUGGCCUUUGUUGGCUGGUUGCUUUCAGUUCUUCCACACACAUGUAUUAAAAGCAGCUCUCCUAAAGCUCACUGCAUGCAUUAAUCCUGUGUACACAGAUUGGCCUUUCACUGAUGUGUACCCAGCAAAGCUCGGCGAGGCAUAUUCUAGACAUACUGUAACAAAACUCCGUCAGUGCCAAAUGUUUACUUCAAUAAUUGUAGCACGGAUGUGUAAAUAAAAAUUGCUGUAGUGGCUUCAAUAGUAAUGAAAUCUUCUUGAUAUUAGGGUGAAUACCGUACUGCAUUUAGCAGUGUUUUCAAGAGAUGUUUAAAGUAGUGUUUGUGAAUGAAUGGAUGCGGAGAGGGAGGGGAGAGUGUGACAUGCAGAAUGUUAAAAUGCAAAGCACUACCCUCUGAUUGGCUCAUGGAAAGUGGAUACUGUAGAUAUAAACUAGCAACUGCAUCCUCUGGUCUUUAUAACUGUCACAAAGAAAGCAGACGGGAGAGAGAGAGACAGAGAGAGAGAAGGACAAAAUCUCACCAACAAGUCUGAAAUCUUGACAUGGAUUCUACAGAGUUCCGAAAAAGAGGAAAAGAAAUGGUGGACUAUAUUGCAGAUUACCUGGAGACGAUAGAGAAAAGACAGGUCUAUCCUGAUGUGGAGCCUGGCUACCUGAGGCCCCACAUCCCAGAUUCUGCUCCUGAAGAACCUGAGAGAUUUGAAGAUAUCCUUAAAGAUGUUGAAAAUAUCAUUAUGCCUGGGGUGACUCACUGGCACAGCCCCUACUUCUUUGCCUACUACCCAACGGCCAACUCCUUCCCAGCUCUUCUGGCUGACAUGCUCUCUGGGGGCAUAGGGUGCAUUGGGUUUACAUGGGCAUCAAGCCCAGCUUGCACAGAGCUGGAGACAGUUAUGCUGGACUGGCUAGGGAAGAUGAUCAACUUGCCACCAUCAUUUCUGGCCGAGAAGGAUGGAGAGGGGGGUGGAGUGAUCCAGGGCACGGCCAGCGAAGCUACCUUGGUUGCGCUGCUUGCAGCUAGAAGCAAAGCGAUCCAUCGGGCACAAUCAGGAAAUGGAACGCUGACUCAGGGAGACAUCAUUGGCCGGCUGGUGGCUUAUACCUCGGACCAAGCUCAUUCAUCGGUUGAAAAGGAUGGCUUGAUUGCUGGAGUUCAAAUCAAGCUGCUCCCCACAGAUGACACAUUCGCUGUACGUGGGUCAGCCCUAAGGAAAGCUGUAGACAAAGAUAAAGCCGCUGGCCUCAUUCCAUUCUUUUUUUGUGCAACACUUGGAACCACAACAUGCUGCUCCUUUGACAAACUGUCAGAACUGGGUCCUAUUUGCAAUGAGGAGAAUAUUUGGAUGCAUGUUGACGCAGCCUAUGCUGGGAGCUCAUUCGUCUGCCCUGAAUUCCGCCACCUUCUCAAUGGAGUGGAGUUUGCAGAUUCAUUUAACUUCAACCCACACAAAUGGCUCUUAGUAAAUUUUGACUGUUCUACUAUGUGGGUGAAGAAGAGAACAGAUUUAACCUGUGCCUUUAAAAUAGAUCCUGUUUAUCUGAAGCACGACCAUCAAGAAUCAGGACUUAUUACAGAUUAUAGGCACUGGCAGAUCCCCUUAGGCCGUCGGUUCCGUUCUUUGAAGAUGUGGUUUGUGUUUCGGAUGUAUGGAGUGAAGGGACUACAAGAGUAUAUCCGCAAGCAUGUUAAGCUGGCACAUGAAUUUAAGGACUUGGUGUUGCAGGACGAUCGAUUUGAGAUCUGUGCUGAUGUCAUUCUGGGACUGGUGUGCUUCCGACUAAAGGGUACUAAUGAACUGAAUGAAGCACUACUUAAAAACAUAAACGAUUCCAGGAAGAUUCAUCUUGUUCCCUGUAACCUGAGAGGGAAAUUUGUGCUGCGUUUCGCAGUCUGUGCCCGCACAGUGGAGUCUGCCCAUGUUCAGUUUGCCUGGAAGCACAUUACAAAGUUGGCAGGGGAACUUCUAAAAGCACAGAAGCAGCGAGAUUAAUGGCUAAAAUUCACUUGAAGAUUGAAGGAAUUAGGAAGGACAAACUGUAGCGAUGAAUUAUUUCGCUUCUGGCAUGACCGAUACAUGCAAAACUACCAUAAUCAAACUGUGCUGCUAUAACCCAAAUCCAGGAAGGAUGUAGAUGAAAACACUAAUCAUUGCUUUGCUGGAUCAGUCCAGGUUCCUUAUGGCUCAGCAUUCUGUAUCCAAGAGCCCCAGCCAGCUAGAUGCCUGUGAGGCCUUUCAAGCACUGACAGCGUCCUCCUGUGGUUUGUUGCCAGUGUCUGGAAUGCAGAAAGAUAAACUGGUUCUGUACUUGGCAGUUCCAUUUAGUAAUCAUGGCUAAUAAUAAUUUCUCACAAAAGUUCCCUCUAUGCAUUUGCCUAAAAGUGUGUGGGCCCCACACUUCUAAGCCACCCCCUUAGCUUGUGGCAGGUGGAGUCAGUACCCAGGAAAAGCAGACAAGAUUAAAAUUUUAGUGUUUUUUAUAUAAAAAUCAUAAACAAUCAUUUUGUGAAGGAUAUGAGAGGAGGCAGUAAACAAUAGAAAUGGUAUCAAAGCUGAUAACUGUUCAGAUUGAAAAUCAAAAAUAUAUGGAAAACUUUUUUCUUUUUUUCUUUUUUGUGUUCACUUAAUUGUUCCCUUUUUCGAACUAUUGAAUCACUCACUUUAUUUUGGGUAUUUUCAGAGUUGCAUUGUUCCUAGGUUGUUUCAAGAUUGUUACCCUGAAGGAGUCAUCCUUGUUUCAUUGGACAGGCAAUCUUGUCCAGCUCCUCUCAUGUACCUGAAUCACAUCUAUCACUGCAUAUGCUUGCUGCUUACGGCAGAAUGUUUGCUGUUUCUCCUGGUCCAAAAGAAAGAAAUAUCUAGUCUUUUAUCUUUGUUUGCUAGUGACUACAGCCUCCUUGGUUUUGUGAAAGGAACCCUUUGAUUAUAUGAAACCUGGUGCAAAUUGACAGGUAGUUAUACACAGGAACAUUUCUUGGAUAAACACAUCCUUUGGAGUCAUGUCAAAAAACGAAUUUGCUAUUAUGGUAGUUUUGCUAAUAUUGAGCAAGCUGUUGAUGACACGUACAAAAUCUGAAUUAAGAAAGUAUUAAUAACACAGAUAUAUCUAACACCCUGAUUCUAAUUAUAUUACAGUGAAGCAAGUUUAUUUCUGCGUAGCUUUCAUUGGAAUAUUGAUCUGGAUUGCUGUUGUAAUUCUCAAAUGUGCUUGUGUGUAUUUCUGUGUUGAUUCACAAUUCAGUAUCUGGGUAGCUCCAGGCACCCCUCCAUUUGUGCGCGAUUGGCAUGCACACGACCGCUGACACAUGCAUUGUUAUGGGCACCACAGGACAGAGACGGGGCGGGGGUGGAACGGGGCGGCCUGGCAUGUGUCCCACUGAUGCACACGGUGCCUCAGGAUGCAACCUCUGCAUACAUGGGGAGUUGCCAGUGGCCAUCUCAAGUUCUUCAGUGCUUAACUCUGAAUAACCAGCAAGCUUGGUUUGUGGCUGUAUUUCUCUGAAUUGCAUGUGGGGCUAACUUGUUUUGAAUAGUCUAUCGUACAAAAAGCUAUUUCCACACAGAAAACUACACACACACACACACACACACACACACACACACACAGCAAGUAUACGAAUAGUCUAGAACCGUUCUUCUUGGUAUCUAAUUUUCUAUGUGCAAAUAAUUAGUUUUCAAUCAUGUGAAACUUUGUCUAGAGUUGGAAGUUAUACAACCCAGAAACAAGUUUACUAUGUCAUUGAGAAGUAGGCCCUAGUUAAGCUAAGCAAUGCACACAAUAAUGGUUAAUUUACUUUUAAGUUUCUAUCACUAAAUGCACCAAAACUCUAAUAAUUAGAAACCAGUACACCUGUGCCUUUGAUACCUUGUUUGCGGGGGGUGGGGGGGGUGUUGUUUUUUGGAUCUUUAUUUUGGAUCUUAUGAUUUAUGUGGGAAUUGUUCAGUUUUUUGAUGCUUCAUUUAUCGUUUAUGACUAAGCUGCCUUGAGCAUGGUUUGAACUGUGGAAAGGCAGCAUACAAAUAAAAUGGUUGAUUGAGUGAUUCACAUAAUCGUAGAACUGUAGAAUUGUAAAGUUGGACGGGAGCAAGGGGCUCCUCUAGUCCAGCCCCAUGGAAUGCAGGAAUAUUUUUGCCCAUGUGGGGCUUGAACCCACAACCUUGAGAUUAAGUCUCAUGCUCUUCCAGCUGAGCUUGAUUGAUUGUGCAGAGCACACAGCACAUCCCAGAAUCCCCUCUGAAGAUCCAGCAAGCCUGCAGUGCAACUCAAGCAGAAACAACAAACAUGUCGUUGUGUUCCAAUUUCCAUCUCUAGGUAAAUACAAGUUGUUAAAUAUUGGUAUUUUGGUUUGCUACGUUUUAAAAUCUGUAUAGUGCCUCACCUCCCUGUCUUACAGCAGAAACAUAACACAUGGACACACAUGAUGUAUGUGAGCAUAUGUAGAGCAUCUCAUUUAUGAAGACAACUUGAUUUUUUUUCUUUCUAAAAAUGAACAAAGGAACACAGUGCUUUUGAGGCCUCACCCAUCUGGUGAGAGGCAGCUUUUUUUUCACAAGGGGAGGGGGAGAGAUUUUAAAAUACAUUGUAUUUGAAGUAUUGAGGGCUGAUGUUUGGCUCUGAAGGGUACUGGGACUAACAGCUGGUGUUUCCUGUCUGUGAACAAGUCCUGGCUACAUCACCACUAUCAUUUUUGUACUGGUGUUAAGAAAUCACCAUAAUCAAUAUAAAGUAGUCGCAUUGAGGUGUGGCUGUUGGACGAGGGCAGGGAAGGCUCAACUCCUUAGUUAGUCACUAUUUCUCAGUGAGAAUAAAAUGCGUCCUGUGCAGAAAUGGGUGAGAGAGAACUGAGCAUGUCUCCUUGAUGGGAAGCUAGGAUAGAAACAUAAUAAAUGAAUAAAAAAAGCAUUUCAAGGGAGAACAUUUUCAUUACCAAAGACAUUUGUAUACUCCAGAUUGUAAAAGAAUAGUACUUGUACAACAGAUGGAUCUUUAAUAACCUAGAGCUAUUGUGGCAUUCCAGAUUUCACCAUCUAUCAUGGCUGAUAAUAUUAAUUGCCUGUGAACAUUUACUGGACAAAAGAAUAAACAGUUUCAUCUCUGAGGUUCUUUCUCAUCUUCUUUGCCCCACUGAUAUACCAACAGGGUUUUAACAAUAAAUCACAUUGAGCAUUUUCUUUAACUGCAAUUUAUACAGUAUCUGAAAGAAUUCAGAAUCUCAUUGAAUUCCCUUUCUAUUUCUAAAUUAGGGAAAUAAUUGAUUUACAGUAUUAGCUGUAGAUUAUGCUUUAUGCCAAGGCAAUGUGAAGUUUCUGAAGUUUUCUGUGUGCUCUGGGUACCUAAGAACUCUCUGCUCUGAUUAUUUAGUGAACUCUGUUGUGAAAUUGUUGCCACUGGUUCCAACCAUUUAAGAAAAUGCUAUUUUAUUUAUUUCUUCUUGCUGACCGGUCUCCUGAGGUUUUAUAGCUGCAUUGACAGGCAGGAAUUCAGGAGGAAACCUGUAACAGUAGUCCUGUCAGGGGGGAGAGGAGACAAGCCGAUCAAUAGUGAUAUAAUAUGGCAAAGGCUUCUUCCAUUCAAUCUCGUUUAGUGGAUAGGUGAAGUGCUGCUCUGUUGUGCUUAUAUUGUCCUACCCACUGCUUGUAAAAUGUGUAUGUCUGGACAUGCCUGGCACUAUUUUUCCACCUAUAAUCACUCAUUCAUAGAGUUACUGAGCCAGGAUCCAAUGUGUCUUUUCAGCAAAACCUCACAAAACUGCUGAAAUUAUGUAUUGUUAGCUGUUAUUUUGUAAUUUCAUAAAUGCACUUAAGCAGAAAAUCAAACCUCAAAAGUACAGUACAAGGAGGAAAAAUGAUUUAAUAUUGCAGUGUUCCCUCAUUUUGUACAAGAAUAAUAUUUGUGUACUAGAGAUUAUAUAUAUGCACUUCCUUCUUGGUUAAUAUAUUUUAAAAUAGAUGUUAAUUCUGCUAUUGUGCAUGAUAUUGUGUAUUGCUAAAGUGUAUGGCAACACACCAGACUGCAUUAAACUGAUGCUGUAGGGCUGCAUUUCUCUCUUCAUUCUUGCUUUCAAUGUUCUGAUGGGGUUUGGCUGGGUUUUUUUAAAAAAAUAAAUCAAUGGUUGUUAUUAUACAUAGGCUCAUAGCUGAGGAAAUAAAACGAAAGGGGACCCUGUUACACUGGCCCAUAGCUUUGCUUACCAAUGCAAAGCUACAUUCGAGUUUGGUUCUAGAUCUAAUUUUGUGGCCAUUUUUUCCCCUUUCACAGGAGGGCCUUUUGCUGUCAGCUGAGUCUUCUCUUUCCCUUACUUUGGUGGUGGUGGUUAGGCCCAGCCAGGGUCGGUGCUAGGGUUUUUGGCGCCCUAGGCGAGGUCACCUUCUGGCGCCCCCCCCCAGUGUGA
Zootoca vivipara (common lizard) is the source of this 9583-nucleotide messenger RNA. It is a transcript of the gene DDC, whose product is annotated as dopa decarboxylase. Lineage: Eukaryota; Metazoa; Chordata; Lepidosauria; Squamata; Lacertidae. Gene Ontology annotation, molecular function: pyridoxal phosphate binding; aromatic-L-amino-acid decarboxylase activity. Gene Ontology annotation, cellular component: cytoplasm. Gene Ontology annotation, biological process: catecholamine metabolic process; amino acid metabolic process; serotonin biosynthetic process. The record is from RefSeq and is a predicted model, not a curated record.